Drosophila subpulchrella is the source of this 2978-nucleotide messenger RNA. RefSeq names its product RNA polymerase-associated protein Rtf1 (gene Rtf1). NCBI's taxonomy places the organism in Eukaryota, Metazoa, Arthropoda, Insecta, Diptera, Drosophilidae. Gene Ontology annotation, molecular function: DNA binding; RNA polymerase II C-terminal domain phosphoserine binding. The coding region runs from base 99 to 2429 and encodes 776 amino acids. The record is from RefSeq and is a predicted model, not a curated record. The transcript has 4 exons. Gene Ontology annotation, cellular component: Cdc73/Paf1 complex.
CGCAUUCAUCUGCCAUCUCCAACGGCACGCACUACAUUUUUUCGUAUUUUAUUUGGUUAAAUUUUAUUCUCAACUGAAGGCCAGGAAAACGAGCAGCGAUGGGCAAACGGCGGACGCAAUCCCUGAUCGACUCCAACUCCAGCGAUAGCGACAGCGAAUCGGAGACCAAUCUGGAAUCGGACCUGAUGUCGCUGGCCAAGAAGCGCAAGAAGCCCCAAACGGCGGCAAAGUCGAGCUCCCGCUCUGACUCUGAUUCCGACUGGGCCAACAAUAAAGCCGGAGCCCCCGCCUCCAAGAAGAAGAAGCGCCAAAAGGCCAGCAGGGACUCCAGCUCUUCGGAGUCCAAUUGGGAUGACGACAGCCAGGAUGAGGAACAGCCUGCGAGGCAAAGCCCAGCGCAGGCCCAACAGGAGCAAAAGCCCCCGGAGCAAGCGACUCAGCCCGCCCAUCUCAGCGAACAGGAGGAGGGCGAGGUUUCCGACAGUGAUUCCGACAAGUCUAAGUCCAACUCCUCCUCUUCCGGCUCCGAUUCCUCUAGCUCUUCGUCCUCCAGCUCAGAUUCAGAGUUCGAUGACGGUUUUGACGACGACCUCAUGGGCGACGAGGAGGAUCGAAGGCGUCUCAAUGCCCUGUCCGAAAAGGAGCGCGAAACGGAGAUCUACAAGCGAAUUGAGCAGCGUGAGUUUAUGCGAACGCGCUGGGAAAUCGAACGGAAGCUGAAGCUAGCUAGGCGAGGCGAAAAGAACCAGGAGAAGUCCAAGAACAAAGGAGAACGGGCCAAGAAGAAGAAGGAGAAGCGUGAGAAGAAGGCGAAGAAGGCCCGGGAAGCACUGGCGGCCGCACCGCCACACACCGCCAUAUCCACACUGUCGGAUGCGGAACCCAAGCCCAGUGGCGAAGUGCGGUCAGCGAGUCCCUUGUCCUCGCCGGCCCUCAGUCGAGAUGUAGCUUCCACAUCCGCGGCAGUAGCCAGUAUUCUGCCCGAUGAUCAAGCAGCCGCCGCUGGCGUCUCGGAUUACUUCGAUCACAAGGAGCGAUCCAAGGAGCGCAAGAAGAACGUAGAGGCCAACAAGACGGACGACAAGAGGAGCAACGCCAUGGCCUUGCUAAAAGCCAAGCGAGAGGGCAAGGCAAAAAGGGAGGAAGAGGAGGCCAAGCGCCUGGCUGAACGAGAUCGUGAUGAUGACAAGGAGGAAUUGGAGAGCGUCUCCGGUUGCAAAUCAGCCGUGAAACUGAAAGCCUCUGAGAUCUACUCCGAUGACUCGGGCAGCAGCGAUUGGGAUGAGGACGAAAAGCCCACGGGCAAGCGAUCGCGCUCCAACAGCAGCAAGGCCUCCAGCGAAUCUGAGGACGACGAAAAGGUGCCCCAGCGGCCCGUUUUCAUUACCACUCGCGAGGAUCUUAACAAGCUGCGCUUAUCGCGCUACAAAAUGGAGCGUUUUGUGAACUUGCCCAUCUUUGAGAGCACCGUACUCAAUUGCUUUGUGCGAAUCAGCAUCGGAAACAAUGGCCAGAAGCCUGUUUAUCGGGUGGCCGAGAUUGUGGGUGUGGUGGAGACGGGGAAGGUCUACAGUUUAGGCACCACGCGUACCAAUCGCGGGCUGAGACUUAAACACGGAACCCAUGAGCGGGUGUUUCGACUGGAGUUCAUUUCGAACCAGGAUUUCACCGAGAGCGAGUUCAACAAGUGGAACGAAGUCUGCCAGCAGGGGCACGUCCAGAUGCCCACUAUUGACCUAAUCGCUAUUAAGCAAACCGACAUUAAAAAGGCGCUGAACUACGAGUUCAAGGACGAGGACGUGGACAAGAUCGUGGAGGAGAAGAACCGCUUCCGCAACCGACCCACCAAUUAUGCUAUGAAAAAGACCUGCCUGAUGAAGGAGCGCGAUGCGGCAAUGUUGCGGGGCGACUACGACAUUGCACAGGAUCUGGGCCAGCAGAUCGACGAGCUGGAGAACCGGGCCUCCGAGCUGGACAAGAGGAGAUCACAUACCCUCAAUCUGAUCUCCUACAUAAACGAUCGGAACCGGAAGAAGAACGUUGAGGAUGCCGAGAAGGCUAUUCUAGAGGAGGCUCGUGCCAACAAGGGUCUGAAGAUUUCAGACCCCUUCACACGCCGGAUCACCCAACCGCGCAUGGGUUUCAAGGGUACCAAAAAGGACGACGAUGACAUGCAGCUGGCACCACUUCCACCGCCGCCACCGGGCAAAAAGAGGCCAAACGAAGCGGGUACUUCGAGUGCGAGCACCAAGCCAGUGGACGCCAAGGAUUUCAGCCUGUACUCACUGCACGACUUUGACAUCGACUUGGAUGUGCCGCUACCGGUUAGUACGAAUGCAGUGCCCAAACCGGCCAACAAACCAGCUGAAACAGUCUCCAAGCGUUCGCUGAACUUGGAAGAUUACAAGAAGAAGCGGGGCCUAAUCUAGAAAACGAAAUCGGUGGUCUACACAUUUUGACAAAACUUCACAUGUUUACGUCCUAGUUUAGCGUAGUGCCCCAAUGACUACAGCAAACGAUUGCUUAUGCCACAACGACUCGCCCAACUGAAGGAGCAAGAAAACAGAAAACGAUGGGCAGAUCCCUCGGCUUAUAGUUACAGUUCAUAAUUGUAUUAAGGUUGAUACAAAAGGUUUGAUAAGAUCGGGCGAAGCGGAUGAUUACCCAUUGCAACAAAUCUAAAUAUCCUAAUCUAGGAUACUCCCCCUGUUUGUGUUUGUUCGGUAUUCCCCUUAAUAUUCAAUUUUUAGCGAAAUUAUACAAGCAGCACAACAAAGAGCAGCAGCAAUAUCGAACAGUUAGAAUUCUUAUGCAAAUAAGGGACUCAUUAAGUAAUAAAUAUAGAUUGAUAAAGUUCUAUUGUAAUUUUCAUAGUAUUUAAGUUGAAAAUUGUAUUACGAAAAUAGAUAUCCCCAAAUCCAGCCCAGCCCAAUACUUCUCGACGAGGUGUUCAAUAAAUUAACAACUAACAUAAUUUA